This is a messenger RNA of Arthroderma uncinatum, 519 nucleotides long. RefSeq names its product 60S ribosomal protein. Bases 1 to 519 code for a protein of 172 amino acids. The record is from RefSeq and is a predicted model, not a curated record. Gene Ontology annotation, biological process: translation. Gene Ontology annotation, cellular component: cytosolic large ribosomal subunit; ribosome. Gene Ontology annotation, molecular function: RNA binding; structural constituent of ribosome. The transcript has 4 exons. Lineage: Eukaryota; Fungi; Ascomycota; Eurotiomycetes; Onygenales; Arthrodermataceae.
AUGGCCGAGGGAAACGACAAGACCUCGAACCCCAUGCGGGAACUCCGCAUCCAGAAACUCGUCCUCAACAUCUCCGUCGGCGAGUCUGGUGACAGGCUUACUCGUGCAGCCAAGGAACUGACAAGCGACCGCACACAAACAGGCAAGGCCAGAUACACCGUCCGUACUUUCGGUAUCCGACGUAACGAGAAGAUCGCUGUUCACGUCACCGUCCGUGGCCCCAAGGCUGAGGAGAUUCUCGAGCGUGGCCUCAAGGUCAAGGAAUACGAAUUGAGGAAGCGAAACUUCUCUGAGACCGGUAACUUCGGAUUCGGUAUCAACGAACACAUCGACUUGGGCAUCAAGUACGACCCUGGUAUCGGUAUCUACGGAAUGGACUUUUACUGCUGCAUGACUCGUCCUGGUGAGCGUAUCGCCAAGCGCCGACGAUGCCAGUCCAAAAUCGGUGCUCCUCAUCGCAUCAACCAGACCGAGACCAUCAAAUGGUUCAAGAGCAGAUUCGAGGGAAUUGUCCGAUAA